ACAAAAUUGUCAGUUAGUCUAUGGUCAAUGAAUUAGCUUCUCGUAAUGCGAUAAUGUUCCGUUUUGUGUUUGGAAAUAAACAGUAAAACUGGUGUAAUUUCAUUAAUUUUAGUUAUUAGUGACAUGUGAAAUAUUAAUAUGAUAAUACUAAGUGAUGCGAGUGCUGCAAUGAGGCUACAAAAAAGGAUUUGAUAUGAGCAUUCCUCGCUCUGCGAAGUGACGCCAUUUUACGGGAAUGAUCAGCCCGCGGCUGCCUUACAAUAAGCCCAAUGUAAAGUGUGCACUGCCGAGACGGAUGCGUGGACACAAGUCUUUACUGCUGUAUUCGUACUGGGCGUACGAUUUUCGAGAAAACUAUGGAAGAUGGUAAUUUCGUCAACGCAAAUGACGAAAAACUAGCCCCGGCGCCAGUGGGAAUCUACAAAGAGCAAAGCGCGAAAUUUACCACCAACGGGCACGAUGACCUCGCAGGCGAAGCGUCCAGCCCCCUAGCCGCGCCCGCCGAGCGCGCCGACCACCCCGCCGCACUCGACACACUCAACAAACGCGUCAACCCACUCAAGAUCCAUCUGGGAAAGAGGCCAUUUGUUGAUAAUUCUCUGCCAUACGCAACUACAAAGAAAAAGGCGCCAAUCGUUAACAGACCUUGUGAAACCAGUGCACUAACAAAAAAUUCAGUUCCCAGAGCUCCAAAAUUAAUCCACAGAAAGAAAAUCAAUAGUAGUCAAUUUCAAAAUGUUGCAUCACAACCUCAAAACUAUAUUCCACAGAAUGAACAGGACAAACCAGUACCGAGGCUGGUGCCUAAAAGCCAAUUACACCAAUUCAAAAAGAGUGCGGCUAAAAAGAUGGCUCAUAACAUGAAUGAAUAUCCACAAAAUGCAGGAUUACAGCCAAUGGUCAAGUUCAAGUGUAGAAAAUGUUGUUCAAUGUCAUUUAAGACUCUGGCUAUGCUGAAGGAACAUCAACAAGUGUGCAGAGCUCAAGCCAAGGAGCCUGCAAUGGCCCCCGAGGCUGCGCCCAGUGUGGAGGCACCCGCUGGGGGCCCAUCUAGAGUCACUAGGAAAGUCUAUCUCUGUUCAGCUUGUGGAACAUAUUAUGAAAAUUGGAACUUGUUCUUGCAUAUGAGGGAAGUGCACAAUCGCCACAUCUGUUUAUUCUGUUUGGGAAUGUUUUCAAAGGCAGAAAAACUAUCUGCUCAUCUGACAAACAAACACAAUGUACAGGAGUUCAGCUACAACUCUAAGGAGGAAUUCUGUAGUGUGUAUAACGGCACAAUGUACCUGAUGUGCUGUGAAUGUGACGAGAUCUGCAGCGAGCAGGACAACUUCUUCAAUCACGACUGCAACAAUGUCAUCCCCAAACCCGUGCCUGUGCUUGUAAGCAAAAAUGCAGCCAAGAUAAAUAGUAUGAAACAGAAUAAAAUAUGUAGUGAUACAACAGGAAAUGGUCUAGCACCUAUUAAAGAUAUGAAAAAUAUGAGUGAUAUUAGCAAAUUGGAUAAGAGACCUUCAUAUGAGCCAAAGCCUGAAACUGUGACCACCUUCAACUCCAGCACCCCAUCUACUAAAGUACAACCUAGUGAACCCAUUCUAGAUACUACUGUCAGAACGAAGGUCCCUGUUAGUAGAGGCAAGGAUAUGGCUAAUAUAAUAGCAAAUACUGAUGUAAGUUUAGAACUACACAGCUCAGAUUUCAUGACAGCAUCAAGCCCAUUACACCAACCUGCCUCUAGUCCAAAAGAAAACAGAAGUUAUAUGCCCAAUGGUGAUGACAGCAUGGAUGGUUCAGACAGAAGUAAUUCUCCUGUGAAUGCUGAAAGCCUAAAUUAUAAUCAUCAAAGCUUACAAACUCCAGCUAGUAUCUUACAAACUCCAGAACCAUAUCCAACAGUAGAAAAAGAAAAUUGUGGUAUUAAAUUAAAGCUUAGUCUAAAUAAAGCUAAUUCCCCUGUGAUCAUAAACUCCACUGUAGAUCCUACUGUGGGACAACAUAAUGCAUACAAGCCACCAACUAGAACACGGCGACCACCUAAACGAUAUGAAAAAGAUAGUCUACAAAACAGAAAUGAAAGAUAUAGCAGAGAAACACCCCCAGACCCCUUGCCGCCAAAAACCCCCUCCAUUAAGAUGACCAUAUGUGAUAAAGCUGACAGUCCUUUUGUUAAAACCACAUUCUAUGAAAAUAACCAGGAAACCACCCUCAAAACGCUGCUAAAUAAUAAUUCAGAAACUGCAUCAAGUAUGUCGCUAAGUAGUAAACCUAUCGAAAACACAGCAAUGUUAUCUACAAUUUAUGAUAACAAAUUGGAGGACAUGAACACAAUGAACAGGGUACCAAAGCUAACAGUGAGGGUGCCUAAGGAACUUCUAGACAAGGACUCAUCAAGUGAUUAUUCUUCAGAUAGUGAUGCUAGUGACAAACUGACAGUGGAUGACACACCUACUGAUAAUCUUGAGAUUCAUAAUGAACCAAAAGAGGAGCCACAAUCAGAGCCGGAGCCGGAGCAAGCGGCUGAGAGCAUAGAAGAACCCAAGAUAGAUAAUGUAACAGAAGAACCACCACCAGUAGCAGAAACUGCCCCAGUCCCCGAGGAGAUGGAGACAGAGCCCAUGGAGGCGCAAAUAGAUGUAGAAAAAUUGCCGGAAGACCCACCUGUAGAUGAAAUUCCAGUGCUUGAGUUAAAAUUAGAUAGGCCACUUGAUAAAUAUCCUCUGAAAGAGCUGCUGAAGGUGUUUCUUGCACAGACAGUAUAUAACUGCAUAUACUGCAACUACGUGCGCAAGGUGGCGGUGGACUGCCGCGCGCUGGCGCUGCACAUGGCGGCGCAGCACCGGUUCGCGGCCACCGUGGACAGCAUCACGGCCGAGGAGCUGCUGCCCGAGACCAUCCAGGCCAAGCUCAAGGUGGACGCCGACCAAGUGCAAUCAGUGUUCAUCAAUCUGGACUACUACGAUAGUGAGGAAAAGUGUGAAACUGUGCAGUAUGAUCACAUGUUUGAAUGUUUCCAGUGUUAUUUCAAAACUGCUGUUCAUAAAGAUCUCUAUUUACAUAAUCGUAAAAUGCAUCAAAAAACUAUAUUACUGUGUGUUAUGUGUAAAUCUAAUUUCUAUAGUUACAGUGAACUGCUAUGUCAUUUGUGUCCCGGGACUUAUGACUCAGACUAUGAAAUGAAGUAUAGAUGCUGUCUGUGCACUGUAGAUUCAAUACCUUCAUCAUUCAGGCUGAUGGUUCAUCUCCGAAAAAUUCACAACACUUGUGAUGUGUGCUUAGAGUUCUGUCACAACCAGUCUAGACUAUCUAACCAUGUAUGGAAACAUAAAUUGCACCAUCUAUGUUAUCGAUGCGGUAUCGCCUAUAGAAAUAAGCCAGAUAUAACCAAGCAUUUAUUCUGGAAACAUGGCACAGAAAGUAUACUUUGCAAGAGGUGUCUACAAAAGAAAUGGCCACACAUUUAUCACUUCUGUACACCUCCAGCAAUCUUUGUUUGUGAGGAAUGUAACCUACAAUUUACAAGAGCUGUUUGCUUGAAAGUUCAUAAACGCUUUCACUCUGGGGAGUUGCCUCAUGCUUGUAUUGAGGAAGGAUGUGAAGAUAAGUUUGUUUCAAAAAAACUACUGAUGAAACAUCUUGAGGAACAUCAGCGAAAGCUUGCCACUGUUGAUCUUGAAGAGAAAACAGACAAGAAACCAGCCAUCACAGAUUGUAAAGUUGAGCCAUCAAAUGAACAGAUUCCUACAAUUGACCUAGUAGAUGAUAAGCCUACUGAGGAAACCGCGCCUGGCGCUACUGAUGUUAAAACUGAAGCCGAAGAUGAGCAAUUAUCCAAAAAAGCAAGAAAGAAGAAACAAAAAGAGAAAGACGCUUUGUUGUUAGAUGUCAAUUUGCCAGAAUUAAACCUCUCUGAAAGUGACAGCAGCGACGAGUCUGAUAGCGGAUUGUCGCAAUCAACAAAAGAAGAGAAGCCAGACGUGAAACCGGAAGUUAAAGAGGAGAAGCCAGCGACAUCGGACACGGUCGAGAGUGGCGCAGACGUGGACAUGGCAGAGCCUAAAGAAGAGACACCGGAAGUGGCGGAGGAGGACAAGCCGGACGCGCAGCAGGUGCUCGACAUCUGGGACAACUUCAAGAAGUACCAAGCAAAAACGGAGCCGAAGCCGCGAGAGAAGACCCCGCCGCUCGUGCCCAUCCGGAAGCACGUGUGCGAGUCGGACCACGACUACUGCGUGGUGCCGCCCCCUGAUGCCCGCGACGACCUCUUCGACUCCGACAAGAAGAAGAAGCGGUCGCGGCGCGGCUCGAGCAGCAGCAGCAGCUCCAGCGCGUCCUCGUGCAGCUGCGGCUCCUCCUGCUCCUGCUCCUCCAGCUCCAGCGACUCGUCCAGCGACUCCUCCAGCGACGAGGGCCGCCUGCCCGACCGCCCGCGCCCGCCGCCGCGCCGCCGCCCCGGCCGCCCGCCCAAGCGCCGCGUCAGCACCGGCUCCAACGUGGACGUGCUGGGCGCGCACGACACGCCCGUGCUGCUGCCGGAGCGCGCGCAGCCGCCCGUGCCCGAGAGCGACCUGGACACCGCCGAGAGCGACACGGACGAGGACUUCUACGACGCGCAGCCGCAGCGCCGCGCCGCCGCCCUGCAGCAGGACCGCCGCCAGCUCGAGCCGCCCAGUGCCGAGCCCGCCGCGCCCGCCGGCGACCAGCCCGCCGCGGACCCGCCCGCCGACCCGCCCAGCGAGCCGCCGCGCGCCGACACGCCAGACAUGGAGCCGCAACACACUCCCAAGAAGGAGAAGUCCAGCUCCAAGAAAAAGAGCAAAAAGAAGAAGCGAUCUAAGAGUAAAAGACAUGAAGCGAUUAAAAUUAACAUUCCUAAAGAGUUCAUCACGACAAGUGAGCCGGAAGUGGCUCCGCAGCCUUUGGCACCCAACAAGAUUACGAUAUCGUUGCAAUCCAACACAGUACAAAUCCCCCCCGCGACCCCCCCGGUGGCCGCCGCGACGGGCCACGCGGCCGCCGCCGCCUCCGCCGCCGAGCGCAAGCGCGCCUCCAAGCGCCGCCGCGUGCCCAACAAGUUCUACGGCUACUCGAGCGACGAGGAGGGCGCGCCCGCCGCCUCACCGCUGGCGCUCAAGCCGCAGCAGCCGCCCAAGCUGGAGUGGAGGAAGGAGGACCUGCCCUCGCCCGUCACGAGCCGCGCCAAGAAGGAGCCGCCCACGCCUACUCCCACGCUCGUGCACAAGAUGUACAGCUCGCACGCGGAGUCGCUGCGGCUGGCGGCGCCGGUGCCGGACCCCGCGCCGCCGCGCAUCCUCAUGAACACGGAGUCCGUGGAGUCCAGCUCGUCGCAGUCGUCGGACGAGGGCGGCUGGCCCGCGCCGCCCGCGCCGCCGCCCACCUACCUCAACUCGGGCACCUCGAGCCUGCCCUACGCGUUCCAGAGGCCUGCGGGCAGGCAGGCGCGCGAGGGCGAGAGCGUGUACUGCUACUGCCGCUGUCCCUACGACGAGGUGUCGGAGAUGAUCGCGUGCGACGCGGACGGCUGCGCCAUCGAGUGGUUCCACUUCGAGUGUGUCGGUAUCAUGGUACCGCCUAAAGGCAAAUGGUACUGCCCCGAAUGUAGGAAGAAACAAAGCUUUGCAGGUUACAGAUAAGUCGAUUCAAAAUUUAGAUGUACAUAAGUCUUCUGUAUUGUUAUCUGUAUAUAACUUAUGAAUGUAGAUAAUUUAGAUUUACCUGUAUAUCUCUGUAGUUAGUUUGUAUAAGUUUAGGUUACUAGGUCUGAAGAAAUGUAUCAUUGUUAUAAAGUACAUGUUAUGCUUGAUUGGGCUGUAUGGCCACAGCUGUAACCUGGCAAAUUGUUACACUCUGUAUAAAUAACCUAUACAGCAAAGCGGAAAUAUAAAUCCGAUUUUUGAUACCA
Plutella xylostella (diamondback moth) is the source of this 5917-nucleotide messenger RNA. RefSeq names its product misexpression suppressor of ras 4 (gene MESR4). The record is from RefSeq and is a predicted model, not a curated record. NCBI's taxonomy places the organism in Eukaryota, Metazoa, Arthropoda, Insecta, Lepidoptera, Plutellidae.